AUGAUAUUCGACGGGAACCAGAUUCCCGAGACAUUCACCUGGAGCCAGACUCCGGAAGCACUCGCCUGUAAUCAGACUCCGGCAAUACCCGACUCCAACGAUGCUGCAGAGUUCUUCGGCGAGGAGCCGCAAAACUCGGCAUGGAUCAGGGAGGAAUUUCCCUUCGACGAGGACCAGUCAAUGCAACGAGGAGGACUAGAUGAGGCACAGGAAGGAGAACACAGCAUUGCUAGAUGA
Gaeumannomyces tritici R3-111a-1 is the source of this 237-nucleotide messenger RNA. RefSeq lists its product as hypothetical. The coding region runs from base 1 to 237 and encodes 78 amino acids. NCBI's taxonomy places the organism in Eukaryota, Fungi, Ascomycota, Sordariomycetes, Magnaporthales, Magnaporthaceae. The record is from RefSeq and is a predicted model, not a curated record. The transcript has a single exon.